UCUUAUUUUAAAAGAUUAUUUCAUUUCUUAAUGUUUCCUUUCUGCUAGUUUUUGUACUUCCUGAUAAUGAAUAGAGAAAAAAUUCUGGCCCCUUGUAUUUCUACUGAACUUGGAAGAUGGAGAUGCCUUAGGGAUAUUAUUUGAAUAAAUUUAAUGCAUUUUUGUUCUGUGUAUUUACAGAUGGGGCGUGAGUGGGUUUGGUUGGAUUCUGAACAAGACUAUCCCAAUGACUCUGAGUUGAGCAACGACUGCAGGUCCCUCUUCAGUUCAUGGGACUCCAGUCUGGAUCUUGAUGUGGGCAGCUGGAGGGAAACUGAAGAUCCAGAGGCUGAGGAACUAGAGGAAAGCAGCCCAGGGAGAGAAACUAGUGAGCUGCUUGUGGGAGAUGCAGGCAGUGAAGAAUCUCAGGAAGAGGCAGAGCAAGUCAACUGCCAGAACCUCCUCCAUUUUCUUUCUGAGGUUGCUUAUUUAAUGGAGCCAUUGUGCAUUAGCAGCAAAGACUCAAGUGAAGGCUGCUAUCCUCCAUCUGGUACCAAACAACAAGAGGGAAGGGAAAUUGAAGCCACUGAAGGAGAAGGGAAUCCCUGCAGAGAAACUGAAGAGCCUUUAGCCAAGGUAGAACCUUUAAUAGCUGAAAAAAGGCUGCAGGGAGAAAAUGGAAAGCCUGAGGUGGUUCCUGUUCCCUCAGAUAUUAGUGCGAUUCAGGGACUACCCACAGAGAGUGAAGAGGGUGAGGUUCAGCUAGAAUCCAAAGAGGAGGAUCAAGGUGAAGGGUAUGCUUCAGAGAUGGAAGACCAGCCCCCUUCAGGAGACUGUGAUGAUGGCUUCAGCAUUCAGGAAACUCCCCUUGUGGAUAUCCUCCUCAGUCAUGCAAACUCCUCCAAACUGACUGAUCUAAGUCAAGGUGACCCUGUUCAGGAUCAUUUGCUAUUUAAAAAAACUCUUUUGCCAGUCUGGAAGAUGAUUGCCAGUCACAGGUUCAGCAGUCCAUUUUUGAAGCCUGUGUCAGAAAGGCAGGCCCCAGGAUACAAGGAUGUGGUGAAAAGACCCAUGGACUUAACUAGCCUGAAGAGGAAUCUGUCUAAGGGGCGGAUUCAUACCAUGGCCCAAUUCCAGCGGGAUCUGAUGCUGAUGUUCCAAAAUGCUGUGAUGUACAAUGACUCUGAUCAUCAUGUAUAUCAUAUGGCUGUGGAGAUGCAGCGUGAAGUCUUGGAACAAAUUCAGGUGCUGAGUAUUUGGUUAGACAAGAGAAGAGACUUAAGUAAUCUGGAAUGAGUGCCAGCCAACCCAGUGGAUGAUGGAAAUCUGUUUUGUUAACCUGGAGCUGCUACCCUGACCCUUUCUGGAGUUUGGACCUCUCUUUGAGACUCUGACCAGAGAUCUCAGGGCUUGUUUUCCACUUCUCUGUUGUCUUUUCUAAUAAGAGUAAUGCUUUUAUCUAACAACCAUGGAGUCCACACUGUCUUUGGGUCUAAUAUUUUUAAAAGGGGGGGGGGGGUGUUGAGAUUUGGAUUUAUGCCAUAAAUGU
Messenger RNA from Marmota monax (woodchuck), 1528 nucleotides. Its product is annotated as bromodomain-containing protein 8-like. Bases 154 to 1275 code for a protein of 373 amino acids. Gene Ontology annotation, molecular function: protein binding. Gene Ontology annotation, cellular component: NuA4 histone acetyltransferase complex. Lineage: Eukaryota; Metazoa; Chordata; Mammalia; Rodentia; Sciuridae. The transcript has 7 exons. The record is from RefSeq and is a predicted model, not a curated record.